This is a messenger RNA of Monosiga brevicollis MX1, 2034 nucleotides long. RefSeq lists its product as uncharacterized. Gene Ontology annotation, cellular component: membrane; Sec61 translocon complex. The transcript has 4 exons. Bases 66 to 1493 code for a protein of 475 amino acids. Gene Ontology annotation, molecular function: transmembrane protein transporter activity; ribosome binding; signal sequence receptor activity. Lineage: Eukaryota; Choanoflagellata; Craspedida; Salpingoecidae. The record is from RefSeq and is a predicted model, not a curated record. Gene Ontology annotation, biological process: post-translational protein targeting to membrane, translocation; SRP-dependent cotranslational protein targeting to membrane, translocation.
CGCCUUCCCUUCCCUUUCCCCCUUGUUGUUCUGGACCACCGUUUGGACCACAGUGACCACCAGUCAUGUCGUCCGGCAAGCUGCUUCACGUGAUCAAGCCUCUGAUGGCCUUUGUGCCUGAGGUCAAGUCGCCCGAGCGCAACAUUCAAUUCCGUGAGAAGCUUCUCUGGACCGCGGUGACCCUGUUCAUCUUCCUUGUCUGCUGCCAGAUCCCUCUCUUUGGCAUCAUGUCCUCGUCCUCGGCCGAUCCUCUGUACUGGAUGCGUGUGAUCAUGGCCUCAAACCGUGGCACGCUGAUGGAGCUGGGUAUCAGCCCCAUUGUCACCUCGGGCAUGAUCAUGCAGCUCUUGGCCGGCACCAAGCUGAUUGAUGUCGAUCAGUCGCUCAAGGAGGAUCGCGAACUCUUUGAGGGUGCCACCAAGCUGGCCGGCCUCCUCAUCACGGUGGGCCAGGCUGUCAUGUACGUCAUCAGCGGCAUGUACGGUUCCCCCGCGGAGCUCGGCUUUGGUAUCUGCAGCCUCAUUGUCAUCCAGUUGACCAUGGCUGGUAUCGUCGUCCUCCUCCUCGAUGAGCUUCUGCAAAAGGGCUACGGUCUUGGCUCGGGUAUCUCCCUCUUCAUUGCCACCAACAUUUGCGAGACGAUCAUGUGGAAGGCCCUCAGCCCCAACACCAUGAACUUGGGCAACGGUACCGAGUUUGAGGGUGCCCUCAUUGCCCUCUUCCAUCUCCUGGCCACCCGUUCGGACAAGAUGCGCGCGCUGCGCCAGGCUUUGACCCGUCCCUACCUGCCCAACAUUGGCCAGCUCAUGGCCACCGUCCUCGUCUUUGCCGUGGUCAUCUUCUUCCAGGGCUUCCGCAUCACCCUCCGCCUCCAGGCCCAAAACGGCCAGAAGACCUCGUACCCCAUCAAGCUCUUCUACACCUCCAACAUGCCCAUCAUCCUGCAGUCGGCCCUUGUGUCCAACCUCUACUUCAUCUCCCAGAUGCUGUACAACAAGUUUCCCUCCAACUUUUUGGUCCGUCUCCUCGGUGACUGGCGCGUCAACGAGUACAGCGGUGGCCAGAGCGUCCCCGUUGGCGGUCUCUGCUACUACAUGCACGCUCCUGGCUCCUGGGAGCACAUUGCCGUUGACCCCAUCCACACCGUGCUCUACGUGGCCUUUAUGUUGGGCUCGUGCGCUCUCUUCUCCAAGUACUGGGUCAUGAUGUCCGGCUCUUCGUACAAGGAUGUUCAUCGCCAGCUCAAGGAGAGCAAGCUCACCCUGGUUGGUGCUCGCGACAAGAAGACCGAGGAGCGCCUCAAGCACUACAUCCCCACCGCUGCGGCUCUGGGUGGUCUCUGCAUUGGUGCUCUGUCGGUCACGGCUGACUUUAUCGGCGCCAUUGGUUCGGGCACUGGUAUCUUGCUGGCUGUCACCAUCAUCUACCAGUACUACGAGAUGUUUGCCAAGGAGCAGGCCGAGAUGGGUGGUCUGAGCUCCAUCCUCUUUUAAGGAUCUGAUCUUUUCAAGGAGAACCGUGAUUUGCCAUCGCCCACUUGCCCCUCUUUUUUGCACAUGGUAGUCUGGGAACGCCUGACCCGCACGAGCGAGCAUGAGGAACAUUAAAAGAGGGAGAAUGGAAGAGCGCUCUGGGAGCACAUGUCCCGUGUCUUUGAGGGCCCUGUGUUUGCAGGUCUCGUCCUUCUUUCCUCUUCUUACUCGCUCUGCGAUUCUUUGAUUCGUUGUUGCUGGCUUGUUGACUUUUGUUUUGCGUUUUGUUCCCCUUUUUUUUUCCAUUUCUUUUUUUUUUCUUUCGAACUGAUGUGGAAGGCUGGGGCCGUUUUGCGACACUUGUGUUUUGUGUGUUGCAUUUGUGCUCUGCCUUGACUGUUCCCGACCUUGUGCGGGGCUCUAGCUACUUGAGAAUCAAGCCGCCGAACCCUGCAUCAAUACUUUCGCCCUUGCCCCUCCCCGGCUGGUUUUCUUUCCCUGUCCUGCUGCUUUGAACGAUGGCAGUGUGACACGAACAACAAUCUAUCCCUUACAAAUGAUA